This is a messenger RNA of Copidosoma floridanum, 699 nucleotides long. RefSeq names its product structural maintenance of chromosomes protein 1B. Gene Ontology annotation, cellular component: cohesin complex; nucleus. The record is from RefSeq and is a predicted model, not a curated record. Gene Ontology annotation, molecular function: DNA binding. Gene Ontology annotation, biological process: sister chromatid cohesion. NCBI's taxonomy places the organism in Eukaryota, Metazoa, Arthropoda, Insecta, Hymenoptera, Encyrtidae.
AUGGCGAAUACGGCACGAUUACUGACUCUUCGUGCUGAAAAACAUGAGUUGCUUAGGGAAUGCAAGAUAAAAAAUUUAAAAAUUCCCUUGUACGAUGGAACGAUUGAUAAAAUUUUAUUAAAAUCUGGCGUUGAUACAACAGUUAGAGAUGGUACUGAUAGCAGUACUACUGAUGAAACACUGGAAAUCUCAUUAUUAAAAGAAAAAGAUGUAGAAAUCAAUUACGCAAUAUUACCUGAGUCGGUGAAAAAUAAUACGAAAAAAAUUGUGGAAAAUCUUGAAGAUGAAAUGAGUGAUAUUCUUAAAGAGUUGAAUGAAAAGUUUGAGCACAUAAAUGCCAGAACAGAUUUGGAAACAGUCGAUCUGAAGUUGAAAAAAAUACAAAAAGAUUUUAAUGAUAACAUGGAAGAACUAAGUGUAAUGAGAAAAAAAUUUGAUCAAGUGAAGUCAGCUCGAAGCUCUCUAUUUAAAGAAUUUUUGACUGCCUUACAAGCCAAAGUUGAUACGGUUUUCAAAGAGAUAUUUGACAAUGAAUCAGCCCAAGCAUACAUAAUGAUGAGAAACCCAGAUGAGCCGUACCUACAGGGUAUUGAUUUUAGUUGUAUAAUGCCUAACAAGCCAAUGAUACCAAUGGAAAAUAUAUCUGGAGCUGAAAAAGCAAUUUGUGCAUUGUCACUAUUAAUUGGAAUCCACCAGUAA